Messenger RNA from Eruca vesicaria subsp. sativa (arugula), 2904 nucleotides. Lineage: Eukaryota; Viridiplantae; Streptophyta; Magnoliopsida; Brassicales; Brassicaceae. The record is from the annotation of a GenBank genome assembly.
AUUCAAUUGAGAGAUUAAAAACUUAUACUCUCUCUCUCACUAGCUUUUGAGAGAGAAACUCAUUUAACUCGAACCCAAAACUUCCACCAACCAAAAGGAAAAAGAAAAAAAAAACUAUAAGGAAAUCUUUCUUUAUAGGGUUUCAAAAACUUCCAAAGAACUCAGAAGAUCAGAUCGAAUUAAUGGAAGAUAUACUCCUGGAGUAGAAAAUCAUAUAAAGAAACGUUUAUGAUCACAACCUUGAAGAUUUGAAGGAAACCAAAGUUCACAACUAAUUCAUUUUUUGAUUAGUAUCGUACAAUCAAAUCAUCAUCACAAUGUAUCAUCCAAACAUGUUUGAGAGCCAUCAUAUGUUCGAGAUGACCACAAAGAGUACUUCCGACAACGACUUUGGAAUCACCGGAAGCCGUGAAGAUGAUUUCGAGACCAAGUCAGGCACCGAAGUCACCACAGAGAAUCCUUCCGGUGAAGAGCUUCAAGAUCCUAACCAACGUCCCAACAAAAAGAAGCGUUACCAUCGCCACACGCAACGUCAAAUUCAAGAGCUCGAAUCGUUCUUUAAAGAAUGCCCUCAUCCAGAUGAUAAGCAACGGAAAGAGUUGAGCCGCGAUCUCGGUUUAGAACCUCUUCAAAUCAAGUUCUGGUUCCAAAACAAACGCACACAAAUGAAGGCACAACAUGAGAGGCAUGAUAACCAGAUUCUUAAGUCAGACAAUGACAAGCUCAGAGCAGAGAACAAUAGAUACAAAGAGGCACUAAGCAAUGCUACAUGCCCUAACUGUGGCGGUCCAGCUGCUAUAGGAGAAAUGUCAUUCGACGAACAGCAUCUCAGGAUUGAAAAUGCUCGCCUCCGCGAAGAGAUUGAUAGGAUCUCUGCGAUUGCUGCAAAAUACGUUGGGAAGCCAAUAGGAUCGUCAUUUGCUCCACUAGCAACCCACGCGCCUUCUCGUUCCCUUGAACUUGAAGUUGGCAACUUUGGGAACCAGGCAGGUUUUGUAGGGGAAAUGUAUGGAACAGGUGACAUUUUGAGGUCAGUUUCAAUCCCUUCUGAGUCAGACAAGCCUAUGAUCAUAGAGCUAGCGGUUGCAGCUAUGGAGGAACUCGUGAGAAUGGCUCAAGUGGGGGAACCUUUAUGGGUUUCAACUGAUAACUCCAUUGAAGUUCUCAACGAGGAAGAGUAUUUCAGAACGUUUCCAAGAGGAAUCGGACCAAAACCAUUAGGUUUGAGAUCAGAGGCGUCAAGAGAUUCAGCUGUUGUUAUAAUGAAUCACAUAAAUCUGGUUGAGAUUCUCAUGGAUGUGAAUCAAUGGUCUUGUGUUUUCUCUGGGAUUGUGUCAAGAGCCUUGACGCUUGAAGUUCUUUCCACUGGAGUUGCUGGGAACUACAAUGGUGCUUUGCAAGUGAUGACAGCUGAGUUUCAAGUUCCAUCGCCGCUAGUCUCAACGCGUGAGAACUACUUUGUGAGAUACUGUAAGCAACAUAGCGAUGGUUCUUGGGCUGUGGUUGAUGUCUCUUUGGACAGCCUUAGACCGAACCCAAUCUCAAGAACCAGAAGAAGGCCUUCAGGUUGUCUGAUUCAAGAACUGCCUAAUGGUUAUUCUAAGGUUACAUGGGUAGAACAUAUGGAGGUGGAUGAUAGAUCGGUUCACACUAUGUAUAAACCGUUGGUUCAUUCCGGUUUAGCUUUUGGAGCGAGACGUUGGGUGUCUACACUCGAACGCCAGUGCGAGCGGCUCGCGAGUUCGAUGGCUAGCAACAUCCCGGCUAGUGAUCUUUCGGUGAUAACGAGUGCUGAAGGGAGGAAGAGCAUGUUGAAGCUAGCGGAAAGGAUGGUUAUGAGCUUUUGCAGCGGAGUUGGCGCGUCGACUGCACACGCGUGGACGACAAUGUCGUCAACAGGAUCCGACGAUGUUCGAGUCAUGACCCGAAAGAGCAUGGAUGAUCCGGGAAGACCUCCCGGUAUCGUUCUUAGCGCAGCGACAUCGUUCUGGAUCCCAGUAGCUCCCAAACGGGUCUUCGAUUUCCUCCGCGACGAAAACUCAAGAAGCGAGUGGGACAUUCUCUCAAAUGGAGGAAUGGUUCAAGAAAUGGCGCAUAUAGCAAAUGGUCGCGAACCUGGAAAUUGCGUCUCCUUGCUCCGAGUCAACAGCGGAAACUCGAGCCAGAGCAACAUGUUGAUACUACAAGAGAGCUGCACGGACGCAUCUGGAUCGUACGUGAUAUAUGCGCCGGUGGAUAUAGUGGCGAUGAACGUUGUUCUAAGCGGAGGAGAUCCUGAUUACGUGGCGUUGUUACCGUCUGGAUUCGCUAUAUUACCGGAUGGCUCAGUAGGAGAUGGGAAUCAAGAAGUGGUUUCUUCUUCUGGGAGUUGUGGUUCACUAUUAACCGUUGCGUUUCAGAUACUUGUUGACUCUGUUCCUACAGCUAAACUCUCUCUUGGCUCUGUGGCUACGGUUAAUAGUCUGAUCAAGUGUACGGUGGAGAGGAUUAAAGCCGCCGUUGCUUGUGACCAAGGUGGAGGAGGACCAUAGUUCGUCCAGAAGUAAUAAGGAAAGGAGAAAAUAGCGUUUAUGCCUUAAUGUUUUAUUUCUAGUUUCUGUAUGUUUUAAAAUCCAAAUGAAGUCAAGAACGCACCUUUAACGUUUAAAUCUUUAUCUCAAGGAUGAUGAGAAAAGAAUGGGUGAAGAGGUUCGGGUAUUGACUUCUGAUGGAAAUCCACGGUCCUUUUUAUUUACCUUUUCUAAGUUCGUCUGUUCAGCGUUUUGCUAUAUAACUGUUUGGGAACACUUUUGGGUGUCCUCUCUUUAUGUGUUUUACCCACCAAGUGUAUGUUUCUUUAUUGUUUUGUAAGCUCUUUUUGUGGCAAGACCAUAUAUUAGUAACAUUAGUUUCUAUUGAACUCCC